This is a messenger RNA of Acinonyx jubatus (cheetah), 4423 nucleotides long. It is a transcript of the gene STON2, whose product is annotated as stonin 2. Gene Ontology annotation, biological process: regulation of endocytosis; synaptic vesicle endocytosis; clathrin-dependent endocytosis. Gene Ontology annotation, molecular function: clathrin-cargo adaptor activity. The transcript is spliced from 10 exons. Gene Ontology annotation, cellular component: AP-2 adaptor complex; synaptic vesicle. Lineage: Eukaryota; Metazoa; Chordata; Mammalia; Carnivora; Felidae. The coding region runs from base 571 to 3519 and encodes 982 amino acids. The record is from RefSeq and is a predicted model, not a curated record.
CGGCGGCGCUGCGGCCGCGAGGGAGGGCAGCGGGAGCAGUGGGGCUGGGCGAGGAUCCCCGGGCCAGCCCAGCGGGCUCUGCCGUGGCGACAUUCCGGCCGACACUUGGGACCCUGCGGGCGGCGUCGCAGGUUGAGGAAGUGAAGAGAAUAGGCAUAAAUGGUGGGAAAUUUCCAUCAACUUGGAAAACACAAUAGAAUAAAUAAUUCUUGGCCACGAGGUGAGAGCCCAGAGAGUCACAAGGUCAAAGGAUCCUGUCCCAUUUGUCUGUGGUGACAGCCCCCCUCCCCCCAAAAAGGAACGCCUCACCCUUGAACAAUGCAAGUGUCCCUGGGAAGCUGAAAAGGUACAUGCAAAUGAUGAAAUAAAUCACAUCAUUUCAGAAAUUUCUGCUUGGCAGAUUAGCCAGACAAGAAGGGCCAAUCUAUCUACAUUCUGAGUGCCGCUGUCUACAAGACCCUCAUAACAGAGCUGAGGCCCAAGUCCAGCGUGCCACCAUACCCCACCCCAGACAUUACUCUGGGGUCUGCCUGAGGCCAUCAGUGUGAAGAUGACCAGUGCCUUCCUAGCAUGACUUCCUUGGACCAUGUGAUUGCUACCCACCAGUCAGAGUGGGUCUCCUUCAAUGAGGAGCCACUCUUUCCUGUUCCUUCUGAGGGGGGCACCGAAGAGCACCUCCCAGGACUGUCUUCUUACUCAGACCGGUCUGAGAGCUCCUCCGGGGAGAACCAUGUGGCACAUGGAGGCUCUCAGGAACUUUCCCACUCAGAGCAGGAUGACUCCUCUGAAAAGUUGGGCCUCAUCUCUGAAGCAGCGUCCCCUCCUGGGAGCCCCGAACAGCCCCCACCUGACCUGGCCUCGGCCUUCAGCAACUGGGUUCAGUUUGAAGAUGACACACCCUGGGCCAGCACGUCACCACCUCAUAAGGAAACAAGGGAGACAGCCAUACCAUUGACCAUGCCCUGCUGGACGUGCCCUUCCUUCGACUCCUUGAGGAGAUGCCCUGUGACCUCUGAGAGCAGCUGGACCACACAUUCUGAAGACACCAGUAGUCCUAGUUUUGAUCCCUCAUACACCGACCUGCAGCUUAUCAAUGCGGAGGAACAGAUGAGUAGCAGGGCUUCUCAGACUGACUCGACUGGUCCAGCCCAAGUGCCUACUCCUCUGGGAAGCCACCUUGGAUUCCUUGUCAUGCGCCCCAGAGAUGCACCAACACCCCAAGACGAGAGGACGGAGUGGCAGACAGGCAGGCAGACGGCGGUGAGUCCUGUUCAAGCAUGCACGGAGCAUACCUCUACCUGCACCCAAGUCCUGGACCCCUCACCACCCUUACCCCACCCCAGGAGGAGCCAGAGCCCCUGCGGGGGUCCGGAGGGGGCCUCUGCUCCCAAUGACAGUUCUUCCUCACUCCAGGAAGAUGAAGAGGUAGAGAUGGAGGCUGUCAGCUGGCCGGCCAGUAGUCCAGCCACGAAUGGACACCCUGCAACUCCAGUGACUUCUGCUCGUUUCCCCAGCUGGGUGACUUUUGAUGACAAUGAAGUCAGCUGCCCUUUGCCACCAGUCACCUCUCCCCUGAAGCCAAACCCACCACCUACUGCAUCUGUGAUCCCAGAUGUACCUUAUCACUCAGCUGGGUCAUUUAAGAAGAGGGAACGUCCCAAGAGCACAUUGAUGAACUUUUCCAAAGUUCAGAAGCUGGACAUUUCCUCCUUAAACCAUCCGCCUUCCAUAACUGAGGCUCCACCUUGGAGGGCAACCAAUCCUUUCCUGAAUGAGACUCUGCAGGAUGUACAGCCUUCCCCCAUCAACCCUUUCAUUGCUUUUUUUGAGGAGCAGGAGAGACGCUCCCAAAACAAUUCCAUUUCCAGUGCCACAGGCAAAAGCCAAAGAGAUUCUCUCAUUGUCAUCUACCAAGAUGCCAUCAGUUUUGAUGACUCAAGCAAAAACCAGUCACACUCUGAUGCCGUUGAAAAACUCAAACAACUCCAGAUUGAUGAUCCUGAUCACUUAAGCAGUGCGACACUACCAGAUGAUGACCCGAAAGCCUGGAUUGAACUAGAUGACCACCCACCUGGUUCAGUGCUGUCCCAGCCCAGGGAUGGAUGGCCAAUGAUGCUAAGGAUCCCUGAGAAGAAAAACAUCAUGUCGUCUAGGCACUGGGGACCCAUCUACAUCAAACUGACAGACAGUGGUUACUUGCAGCUGUAUUAUGAGCAGGGCCUAGAAAAACCAUUCCGUGAGUUCAAGCUGGAGAUCUGCCAUGAAAUUUCAGAACCCCGGCUCCAAAACUAUGAUGAGAAUGGCAGGAUCCACAGCUUGAGAAUAGACCGUGUCACCUACAAGGAGAAGAAGAAAUACCAGCCCAAACCUGCUGUGGCCCACACAGCAGAGAGGGAACAAGUGAUCAAGCUGGGCACCACCAAUUACGAUGACUUCCUCAGUUUCAUCCGAGCCGUUCAGGACCGGCUCAUGAAUCUGCCAGUGUUGUCAAUGGACUUAAGCACAGUGGGCUUGAACUACCUUGAAGAGGAGAUUACUGUGGAUGUCAGGGAUGAGUUCUCUGGCAUUGUGAGCAAGGGAGACAACCAGAUUCUCCAGCACCAUGUCCUGACACGGAUCCACAUUCUGAGUUUCCUCUCUGGGCUUGCAGAGUGCCGCUUGGGCCUCAACGAUGUCCUUGUCAAAGGGAAUGAAAUAGUUUCCCGGCAGGACAUCAUGCCGACCACCACCACAAAGUGGAUCAAGCUCCAUCAGUGCCAUUUUCAUGGGUGCGUGGAUGAGGAUGUAUUCAACAACUCACGGGUUAUUCUGUUCAACCCUUUGGACGCCUGCCGGUUUGAGCUAAUGCGGUUCAGGACAAUAUUUGCAGAAAAGACCUUGCCUUUCACACUCAGGACAGCAGCAAGCAUCAAUGGGGCAGAGGUGGAGGUGCAGAGCUGGCUGAGGAUGUCAACCGGCUUCUCCUCUAACCGAGACCCUCUCACCCAGGUUCCCUGUGAGAAUGUGAUGGUUCGUUACCCCGUGCCCAGUGAGUGGGUGAAAAACUUCCGCAGGGAAAGUGUCCUGGGGGAAAAGUCUCUAAAAGCUAAAGUGAACCGGGGGGCAAGUUUUGGUUCAACUAGUGUAUCUGGUUCUGAGCCUGUCAUGAGAGUAACUCUGGGAACUGCCAAGUACGAGCAUGCCUUCAACUCCAUUGUGUGGAGGAUAAACCGACUGCCUGACAAAAACUCGGCUUCUGGUCACCCACACUGUUUCUUCUGCCACCUUGAACUUGGCUCUGACCGGGAAGUGCCUUCCAGAUUUGCCAGUCACGUGAAUGUUGAGUUCAGCAUGCCCACAACUUCUGCCUCUAAAGCUGCCGUAAGAUCCAUCUCUGUGGAAGACAAGACUGAUGUCAGGAAGUGGGUCAAUUAUUCUGCACACUACAGCUACAAGGUGGAAAUUGAGCAAAAAAAGAGUUUGAAGCCAGACUUUGAAGGAGAUGAAAUGGAAAAUCCCAAGGAGUGUGGGGUCCAGUGACAAAGCCCUACUGCAGGGGGCAUGACCCAAGUUCUCAUGAAUAGCUGAAGUUCAAGUCAGUACCUACCAUGACUACUCCAUGUUGGGAACAGUAUUUUGGACCUUCCUUUUGUAGUUACCUGUAUUUUAACAGGGAACCUUGAGGUGGUUGCUUUGGAGAGACCCUGAUAUGCCUGAUGAUGCACCUAGUUCACCUGACUUUUGGGGCUUAUUGUCUAAUUAAGCCUCCUUUUCUUCACUCUGCUUAUCUCACAGCUGUUGGGUGUGGUUUGUUGUCACUGUUGGAGUCAGGAAGAGAACCUUCCACAUGAGUGUUGGCCCCAUUUCCUUCUGAUGUUCAUCUGUCACUUACAUGAUUUUCUAGAAAACACAGUCUUGAGAAAGUUCAUUCAGAAUCCACAUCUGUCACUCCCUCUAGAAAAAGGUUCAGAAGAGGUGAAGUACAAAACAAAUUUCCUCUUUGGGUCUACUGGGCUCUUUGUACAUGUCUCCAUUCUUUAAAUGUUAACACUAUGCAACAGAAGUUUUCAAGACGUUUCCCUCCCAGUUCUGGAUGGUUUUGAUUAAAACACUUUUUCCAUCUCUCUGUUCCCAGGGUUCACCACCCUGAGUCACAAUAAACAAUGGAAAAAAGGCACAAUAGGAUACUUUUUUAUUCUGUGAUUAGCCCCACAUUCUGCAAAGGGUGGCUAUUGAAGGGAAAGCAAAACUGAGCUGAUUUUUCUUCAUUCUGGGGAAGAGGGCCAUUAAUUGUAACAUAAUAUUCAGUUCAGGAGACAACUUCAAUCUCAGAGAAUUCCCAAAUUCACACUGAAAAAUACAGGCCAUUUCUGUUUCUGAAACAAAUGGAUGGAGAUAUAUAUAUAUAUAUAUAUAUAUAUAUAUAUAUAUAUAUAUAUGUAUA